UUGGUGAAACCAUUCACGGACACAAAUUCUCUCGCCGUCCGAUCCUUUCGCCGCUAAAUCCAACGGCUGCUUCCGCUUAGAAUUAGUACAAUUACCUAAGUAGUACUGCCUCUCUCUCUCUCUCUCUCUCUCUCUCUGUGUACAAACAAGAGCGUGCUCAAAACGUCUAAAGCUUUAUAACGCCAACUCUUUUUGCCUCCACAAUAAUUGUGCUCUCACCUCCAUAAACUUCAAAACUCCACCGGAGAAAAGAACCGGAUCCGAGUUCUACUGGGUUGGUCUGAAAAGAUCUGAGGAGCAAAAAUUUCCACAGGCUUUUAUCUCCAUCUUUCUCGACUUUUGAAUGAGUGGUGGUUAAUUGUAUGCAGGUUUGUGCUUCAAGGUCUGGCUGCCGACAGCGUUCAAAGCUCAACAGCCAAACAACUGUUUGUGGGAAAGUCUCCACAAGUUCAAAGCGAGUUCCUGACAAGUACUCAAGCUUGAUUGAUGUGGCUAGAAGACAUGCAUGUGUGCUUGCAUUUUUUUUGAGGAAGCCAAUAUAUUGGAGCAAUUUUUCGAGUUGGAAUUCUUUUUAAUAAUUAAGGGGAAAAAAGUAGUGAUCUUGGUGAACUUUAGUGGAUGGAGAUGAGUGGCUUUAGGCAUGAAUCACAUGUAGCACAACAAAGUCGGCGGGAUAAGUUGAGAGUUCAUCAAACUUCAAGCCCACCUCACCAUCUCGACAAUUUAGCAAACAAUUCUGGGAAAUUGCCACUCCAUCCAGGACUAAACCCACAUAUCGUGCAAGUUCGAAAUGUGAGGAAUGCGAAUUUGCUCUAUGAUCCAACUAUGUUUUCUUCUGAAAUGCUCGAUUUUUCAAUCAAUGCAAAUGCUCCGUUGUCAGCUCACAGAAUCACAAUGGCAUGUCAUGAUCAAGAUCUAGGUGCAGCUCAACCCGCCGGUGAGAGUCAGAAUUUUGGUAACUGGAGAAGUACUCUUAAUCCACCUCAAAGCUUAGAUUGGGUGAAUAAUUACACAAGUGGAUAUCAGGAUGUAGUUCAGUCUAGUUUGGCCAACUCAUCUGCUGAUCAAAUUUCUAGUCAUCAUGUUGCCCAAAAGCACUUCGGAGGAGGAGCAAUGCACUUUUCGUCCCCUUCGCUAAAAUACGUUAACACUCUCCAAGAUGUUGUCACUUCAGCUUCUCAAGGGACACAGCAGGAUCAGCUAGAAAUGGCUUCAAUUGUGCACCAAAGAAUCAUGGAAAAUGAAUUUGUUCGCGUUCCAAGCUACGGGAAUCAAUCAAACACAUUGCGCUUCAAUAAUGCCAGUAAUUCUUGGAUGGAUCGGCAGCCUAUCGAGAAUCGCCAUAAUUGGAGUAGUGGUGGUGGCGGGGGACUAGAAUUUAGUACUGCAAACAGUGUUGAUGAAGAAAUGAGGACCGGUAUGAGUAGCGAUUCCAACCAACAAGGGCUGUCUCUAUCACUCUCAUCAAAUCCACCAUCUAAUAAACUGCCUGUGGCUCAAUUAAUUGGGUCUCAAGAUUUACAUGCGAGCACUGAUGAUGAUGAUGAUCAUCAUCAUGCACUUAAGGAUCUUCAAAAUUCGAAAAUGGGGAAAUCUUCUGGCGGAUACUUGUGUUCCAUAACAAAGCCAUCUAUUAUUAGCAAAGCUUGUGGAAAAUCACAUCAAGACAUUGUGGGGAAUUCUAGUACUAGCGCCUAUCGAAGCACUGGUCCUCUGGGUCCUUUCACUGGAUAUGCAACGAUUCUGAAGAGUUCGAAGUUCUUGAAACCGGCUCAACAGCUACUGGAUGAAUUCUGUAGGGUUAGUGAUUCAAAGAUACUGAAAACAUGUGAGGCAUCUGAGAGGAUGUCUGGAGAUGUGAGUGCUUCAGCCUCAGUUUCAAUUUCCAUUGAAGCUGGUAAUGCAACCGAAACUGAAGUAGUGGCUAAGAGGAACAACUCCGGUGCAUCUUCCUCUACGUUUUACGGUUCAACCGAAAUUAGCAGUGAUGGUGGAGCUGCAAGCAUAUCUUCUGAGUCCUUUUGGCCGGAGUACCAACAAAAGAAAGCAAAGCUCCUAUAUAUGCAGGAGGAGGUUAGCAGAAGGUGCAAGCAAUAUCAUCAACAAAUGCAAAUGGUGGUUGCUUCCUUCGAAUCAGUUGCCGGUCUGAGUUCCGCUACGCCGUACAUAUGCAUGGCCCUAAACGCAGUCUCAAGACACUUCAGGUGUCUUACAAAUUCCAUCAAGGACCAGCUCAAGCACACAAGGAAGGCAUUGGGAGAGGAAUAUAUGUCAUCCUCUGUAACUGCUGCUGGUACUGCUGGGUGCUGUAGUAAAGGUGAGAAAAAUUUCGCCAAGCUAAAGUAUAUGGGCCUAGGUUUCCAAAAACAUAAUAAGUCUGGCGGUGGGUCCCUUGUGGGUUUCUCUGAACCCCAACAACACGUCUGGAGACCCCAGAGAGGCCUACCUGAACGUUCUGUAGCCAUUCUCAGAACUUGGCUCUUCGAGCAUUUUCUUCACCCGUAUCCUACGGACACAGAUAAGCACAUGUUAGCCACUCAAACGGGUCUAUCUCGAAACCAGGUGUCAAACUGGUUCAUAAACGCCCGAGUGCGCGUUUGGAAGCCCAUGGUUGAAGAAAUACACAUCCUCGAGACCAGAGGAGGCUCCCUUGAAACUGGCCAAGAUCCUAUCAAUAAGGAUGGAAAUUCUGCAAAUGAAGGCACCAGCAGCAGGCCAAACAAUGAUCACCAACUAAGCAUGAAUGUGAUGCCCGAUAGACAAUUAAAGUGCUUGGGAGAUGCAGAGCAACGAAAUCAGGAUAUGAAGAGGUCUAGAUUGGACUGCCAAGUUUCAUCAAGCAUGGACGGAGGAUUGAUGGGUUUUGUCCAGGACCAGCGAGGAGGGUUUGAGGCUGGGGGACUUGGAGCUGUGUCCCUCACUUUGGGUCUUAGACAUGGGGUGGAAAGUGCCCAGCAGCAGCAACAACUGCAGCAACAAGAGGAUCAGCUUCGGCGGCAACUUGGAGGUCAAAUGAUACGUGAUUAUGUGGGAUAAUUUACGACACGAAGGUUACGCAAAAUAAGGACAGGGUGUAGCUCUGCUAGGCUCCCCAUUUCGGUCGGCCAUGAUAGAAAAAAAAUUAAAGAUUGCAAUGGAGUAUUAGGUUUAGGAUGUGAGGAUUAAAUUGUGACAGAGAGCUAGUGAGGGGAGCCUGGAUAGAAUUUGGGUGGAGCGACAGGGUUUUAAAGAACUGUUCAUAUUAAUGUGGUAGAAUGUUUCUUCACUAUUGAAAUUUGAAAUAUCGACAGGUUGUGAAAAA
Messenger RNA from Pyrus x bretschneideri (Chinese white pear), 3301 nucleotides. RefSeq names its product BEL1-like homeodomain protein 9. Gene Ontology annotation, molecular function: DNA-binding transcription factor activity, RNA polymerase II-specific; RNA polymerase II cis-regulatory region sequence-specific DNA binding. Gene Ontology annotation, biological process: regulation of transcription by RNA polymerase II. The record is from RefSeq and is a predicted model, not a curated record. The transcript is spliced from 6 exons. The coding region runs from base 619 to 3036 and encodes 805 amino acids. NCBI's taxonomy places the organism in Eukaryota, Viridiplantae, Streptophyta, Magnoliopsida, Rosales, Rosaceae.